Molecule: messenger RNA, 717 nt
Organism: Exaiptasia diaphana
Lineage: Eukaryota; Metazoa; Cnidaria; Anthozoa; Actiniaria; Aiptasiidae
Product: cap-specific mRNA (nucleoside-2'-O-)-methyltransferase 1-like
Exons: 2
Coding region: 1-717 (238 amino acids)
Source: RefSeq, a predicted model, not a curated record
AUGCCAGAUGUGCCCAAAUUCGACCUUACCGAUAGAGGACAAGAAGAAACAGAAGAGAAACAUCCUGUCAGCACGGUUGAUUCGUCCAGCGAGGGGAACAUCAAAAACAAAAGCACUACUUCCGAACAUCUCACGACCAAAUAUCAAUCAAGUAAUCAUGAAUCCGAAUACUUCACGCAUAAAAACGAGCAUCAAACGAAUGAGUCCGAGGAUGACAMGAAUGAAAAAGAGGACACGAUUACGCACGAACACCAAAUGAAUGCAAAUGAACAUGACACAAUUACACCCGAGCUCCACGCAAAUGCAACCGAAGAUUGCGGCGAGGAAAGAAAGAACUCUGAUAAAAACGAAUCCGAAAGUAUUAUGGAAAAUAGAGAAAAUUGCGCAAACACASAGRAGCCCCAAAMGAAUAGYGAAGAAAACCCUUCACAAGACGAACCUCCAAACGAAAACAUUUCAAACACAGAAAAUGAAUCAGAAAAUGAUACAAGAGAUGCAAGCUCAUGUGAGGGGCAAGGAGUUUCWGGCUCAACAGACGSAGAUCACGUGAUUGAGAGACUACACGAUAAAAAUGAGAACAAAAUUAACGAAACAUUGGAACUAAACACGACAGACGUUUURCAUGAUAACUCUACAUUAAAUAAAGACGUUCUGAAAGACAGCAAUGCCUUAAUUGGUAAUGACAUUGAAGCGAAUGAUAAAGACAAUGUUGGUUGA